CAGACUGAACAUUCUAGCUAGCUGCCCACCACAGCAUAGAUGCAUUCAGCAACUGCCUCACAGUAAAUAGAUAUAGCUACCAAUUUCUGUUGAGAUGUUGUGGUUCGAGGGUUCAAUACCAGCUGCUAUUGCCAGUGCCAAACAGCAGAAUUCUGUAUUCGUCGUCGUUAUAACAGGAGAUGAUGAACUGUCAGAACAGAUGAUGUCAAGCUGGGAGGAUGAGGCAGUCGCCGCGGCAUCCAACAACUCCUUCGUAGCAAUUAAAAUCGACGCCAAGAGCGAGACGUGUGUCCAGUUCUCCCAAAUAUAUCCUGUGGUAUGCAUCCCAUCCAGUUUCUUCAUUGGAGAGAAUGGGAUUCCUCUGGAGGUUGUCGCUGGGAGUGUGUCUGCAGAGGAACUAACAAAGAGGAUACAGAAAGUCAAACAGAUGCACUUUCAGCAGGCAGCUCAUCCGAACAACAACGCGGCCGAGACAGAAAUGCAUGCAGAACCCUCCCCUCAGACCAGCACAGAGGCGGUGACAGCAGCGGCAGCGCCAGAGGUCCAGCCCUCCCCCCAACAGCACACGCCAGCUUCUCCUGAGCCCGAGCCUGAGGCGCCCACUUGCCCCAUGGAGAGCUCAGAGGAGCCCGCCCCCGUCUCCACAUCCAAAGAGAGCUUGUCGAGGCCGGUGGAGGAGAACGGGGCCGUGGGAGCGCUGACACCCGGUGACGAGGGCAGCCUGAGCCUGUCCUCAGAUGACGUGUCCCUCGCCUCACAGUCAGAGGAGGGCCUGGACGCCAAGGUGGACAGGUUAACCAAGAAACUGGAAGAGAGGCGGGAGCAGAAGAAGAAAGGAGAAGAGGAGACUGAGAUCCGUAAGGAGGUGGAGAGGCGUAAGAUGGGGAAGGAGAUGCUGGACUUCAAGCGGAAACAUGAGGACGACCGGACCAAGCGCAUGCUGGAGGAGAGGAACCGGGAGAAGGCAGAAGAGAAGGCGGCCCGCGACCGCGUCAAGCAGCAGAUCGCUCUGGACCGUGCGGACCGCGCUGCCCGCUACGCCCAGAACCAUGAGGAGGUGGAGGCGGCCCGCAUCGCAGCACUGCAGGCCCGGCAAGCAGAGCAGGAGGCCCGCAAGGAGCACACACAGCGGGAGAGAAGUGCCAUUGCCAGGAUCCAGUUCCGGUUGCCAGACGGCUCCUCCUUCACCAACCAGUUCUCAUCAGACGCGCUCUUGCAGGAGGCUCACCAUUUUGCAGCACAAGAGGUGGGCAACAGGUAUGGCCACUUCUCCCUGGCCACCAUGUUCCCCAGGAGGGAGUUUAAGGGAGAGGACCUGGAGAAGACGCUACAGGAGCUGGAGCUCGCCCCAAGCGCCUCUAUCGUCCUGCUGCCACAGUCGGGCAGGGCGGCCAACGCGGUGGUGCACUCGUCAGACGGUGGGCUGUGGGCGCUGCUGGGCACCAUCCUGUACCCGCUGCUGGCCGUCUGGAGGUUCCUGAGUGGCUUCCUGUUCAGCAGUCCCCCGCCCCCCUCUGGAGGAGCCGCCACUGGAGCCACCGCCUCAGCCUCAGCCUCCGCCUCCUCCGCACAGGGCCCCCCACAGCACCGUGCCCCUCAGGGCUCCAACGCCUCCACAUCCGGGGAGCCCAAGAGGGAGACCAUCCGCAAGAGGGGUCUGGAAAAGCGGCCAGAGGACUUCAAGAAGGACGGCAAGAUCUACCGGCUACGGACGCAGGAGGACAGCGAGGACGACCAGAACACCUGGAACGGCAACUCCACCCAGCAGAUGUAGAGCACCAGGAGACGCAGCACACCGCAGCAACAACACACAGCAACAACAGAAACUCCUCCUCAUACCGUUCCUUGAUGCUCUCGCCAUCCUUCAGUUCUCUCUCUCUCUCUUCUACGAUACGGUUUGCAUCUUUUCAGUGUGUGUGUGUGUAUAUCUGUGUGCGUGUAUGUAAGUAUGUAUGUAAGUAUCUAUGUACGUAUGUAUGUAUGUAUGUAUGUAUGUAUGUAUGUAUGUAUGUAUGUAUGUAUGUAUGUAUGUAUGUAUGUAUGUAAGUGUGUGUGUUCAUCCGAAUGGUGGAUUAUACUGAGUUCUGGCCUUUGCUUUGUAUUUUGUUUUUGUAAUGGAAGGAAGAGGGUGGUGGGGGUACGUGGUGAUGGUGUGAUGUCACACCCCGUAACUGGUGUCCAUUGACGUUUCCCUCGGCUACUACUCUCCCCUGCAUGGGUAAAACAUAAUUAUAAUCCAGUUCAAAUGCCAUCAGCUUGAUCAAGUUAACCCUUUGUGAGCAAUCUACUGGACAAGCUACUCUUCGUAGACAACUACCGACCAUGUUGUCUUCUCCUUUUAACCUGGAUUGUCUCUUAACGUUAUAAAAAAACAAAAGGAACGCAACGUACACAGUGGUUAGGAGGCGCCCCACUGGGGCUUUGGGGGUAUUCCAUGAACAUGGUUAAGUGAUGAACCUGGCUAAAUGUGCCUAUAGGAAGUGGUAGACCUGCUAUUAGAUUGCCCACGUGUCAUGAUGAGGACUAAUGCGGACAAAUGUGAACUCCAGGCUCUUGUAUUAGACAAUUUACCACUACCUCAAGGUUCACUUAAGCUGGUUUACUCCUGAGCCAGGUUCUUGGAGUAACCCCCUCUGAUGAGGAACGAGACGAGCGGGGAGGGAGCAGCACUCUCUUGUGACUUUUAGAGGGACGUUACGCUAGACAAACCUGACCAAGGGCUCUUAGGCUAGGAGGCGGUGGCCACCAGCAGCAGCAGCAGCACGUGUUUUUGUAUCGAGGUUCCCAGCUCUUGGUUCAGCCCGCCACGGAAUUAGAAUGUGUUUCUAUUAGUUGAUGAUGACGGAAUCUAAUCUAGCAUUCUUAUGUAACUAGACAAAUGGAAAUUAAAAGAUGUUUUUCAACAAA
Molecule: messenger RNA, 2907 nt
Organism: Engraulis encrasicolus (European anchovy)
Lineage: Eukaryota; Metazoa; Chordata; Actinopteri; Clupeiformes; Engraulidae
Gene: ubxn4
Product: UBX domain protein 4
Exons: 13
Coding region: 95-1774 (559 amino acids)
Cellular component (GO): endoplasmic reticulum
Molecular function (GO): protein binding
Source: RefSeq, a predicted model, not a curated record